GUUCUGCAGCAGGAUACACUGGGUUUGCCGGGCAGUUUUCAAACCUAGUGUAUUUGCUGCAGAACAAGCCCUUUCCCCUUCAGCCAAUCACAGGCUUUACACCACUGCGGCCUGUGAUUGGCUGAAAAGUGAAAGGUCCUGUAAGAUGAAUAGAGCAGGGACCAGAGCGCACGGAGGGGAACGGCAUCUGCAGGGACCGGGAUUAGAAGACUCAUCUACAGCUAUCUUAUUUGUGUUUAUUGUCGACUACUCUACAGAACAGCUAUACAGAAGACUCAUCAACAGCUCUUUUCUUUUGCUUUAUUGUCUACUACUUAUCAGAGCCGCUUUUCAGAAAAUGCCGGGCUGCAUUGUCAACGGUUGCAAGUCAAGGAGCGUAAAAGGCGACCAUAAUAUCAUCAUGCAUUCCUUCCCAAGAGAGAGGGAUCGUAUCAUGGCAUGGCUAUUGGCUACAGAUCAAGAGUUUCCCAAAAUUGAUGAACUGGUUGACCACAUUCAUCUCUCUAAAACGAACAAUUAUCGGCUCUGCUCAGCCCAUUUUAAAACUACUGACUAUACCUUUAAUCCAAAUUCAGGAAAACAGAGGCUCACCCCCUUUGCCGUUCCUAGUAUUUUCCUACACGGGAUAUACAAGUUCAAGCUGCCGAGGCAGUUGAGGCUGAAAUCCUGAAUCCUCAAAAGAGGAAAAGAUUGGAUGAAGACGUAGCUUCAACCAAUGGUUUAAAGCCAGGGGAAAUGUGCCCAACCUGCCGAAAUAUUGUACCUCAUGUUAACCCAACUGAAACGGAGCCACAAGCCUCAGAGAUAACGAAAAAGGAAGCAGCAACUAUAUUUGACAGGAAUUGGGGAACCGGAAAUCAGUGUAUACAAGUAAAACCUACAACUUUCUCUAUAAAAAUACAAUGCAGAAGACUGGUUAAAAAAAAAAUCUUGAGAAAAAAAAAAUCAAGACAAAGCUUGGUAUUUGGAAACCUGCCUUCGGAGCCAUUGCAAGGUGCCAGUGUAAUAUUUUCGACUCCGAAAAAAAAUAUAGGACCAACUGGAUCAGCAACUCUUAACAGUGUACCUGAGUUUCAAGAAAGUUGUAGAGCUAGACACGAACUACUACCUGCCACGCUUUUAUCCGAAUUGACAAUUUCACCUAUACAACCUAUUGAAGACCCUGAAGUCACUGUUAUUGUGGAGGAAUCUACUCUGCAUGCCCCUAUAUCUGUUUUAGAAGUAGAUAAAAGUUUAUCAACAAUCACAACUCCAGUCUCAACAAAUGAAAGUAGUUCAAGUGAUGAUGAGGGAGACUCAGUUCAUUCAGAUGAUGAAGACUACGAAGAAGAGGACAGUCAGCAUGUGCUGAGUGAAAAAUUUGUAAAUGUAAAUGUACCACAUCAUGAAGAAAGAAAAUUCAUAGUUUAUGAAAGCUGUUUGGACACAUUACUAUACAAGAUGCCUUGUACCUCUAAUCCACCCUGCAACAAAAAAAUACUAAGAGUGUAUAAAAAAACAAAGGGAUCAUAUAUUUCAGUCUUUGCUGAAUUCGAGGCCAAACAUUUAAAAUGCAUAUGGCAGAGCCAGCCCCGAUUGGGAAAGAAACCAUUUGGAAAUUUACAGUUAGCUACUGCUAUCAUUACUAGUGGAAACACUUACAUCAAAAUCCAACAGUUCCUAAAAAUAUUUAAUAUUUUGGGAAUUAGCCAGGCUACUUACUACCGUAUCCAAAAAAUAUAUAUAUUUCCUGCAAUUGAAAAUUCUUGAACAAUUAAUCAAAAAUUAGAAAUGGAAAAAAUAUCACAACAUGCAGUAUGUGUUGCUGGAGAUGGACAAUGUGAUUCACCCGGGCACAGUGCAAAAUAUUGCAUAUACACAUUGAUGGAUGUAGAAACUAACAAAAUAUUGAAUUUCAACAUUCAACAAAUCGGUAUUGGUUUAUCCUCUGUUGCCCUUGAAAAAAUAGCGUGCAAGAAUGCCUUGGAAUUUCUACUGCAAAAUAAAGUGGACAUAGACAUCAUUUGCACUGACCGGCACGUAUCCAUCAGAAAAAUGCUGCGUGAGGAAUAUAAAACAAUUGGUCACCAGUUUGAUGUCUGGCACUUAGCGAAAUCUAUUGGAAAAAAGCUACUUGCCGUCAGCAAAAAAAAACAAAAAACUGCCAAGAUUUAGCAGAAUGGAUAGGACCAAUUAAAAAUCAUUUAUGGUGGAGUUCUAAUACUUGUGAAUGCAAUCCAGAUGAACUUGUAAACAGAUGGAACUCUGUCUUGUACCAUGUCACCAACGUUCAUUUUUGGAAGGAUGAUAAUGGUCAGGAAUCAUCUUGUCAUCAUGACCAACUCCCUGAGGACAUUCAGUCCACCCGAAAAUGGUUAAAAAAACAAAGUGCCUGUUAUGUUGAACUUGGAAAAAUUGUCAUGGAUACAAGACUACAAAAAGACCUUAGACAUCUUAGCAACUUUUGUCACACUGGAGAUCUGGAAGUGUUUCAUAGUUCACUAACAAAAUACAGGCCUAAAAGACUUCAUUUUAGUACAGACAGGGUGUAUGCUCGAACACAGCUUGCUGCUCUUGACCAUAAUUAUAAUGAAUAGAGUGCAAGCAGUUGUUACAAGAGAGACUGAAACUAGCGGACCUUUAGGCACACCGAGGUACAAUCUUGCCUAUUCAAAAGCCCGGAAAGAGUGGUUUGUACGAUCAGUGUAUGAGCCAACCACUCAGGAAUUCGUCUCGAAAAUCAUGCAGGAUGUAAUGGGACUUGCUGAUGGAAACAUUUCCAUAGACUGGACCUCUCGCCGGUCAACAAUGCCUUCUAAUAUAGCACCAAUUGAAAAACCAGACAAACAAUCAAUGGUUGAAAAACACCACUCAAGAUUUAAAUUUUUUACUUGUUUGUUAUGUGCUAUAUACUUGUUUAUGUGCUAUAUUGUUUAACAUGCAUAUUCAUGUAUAUUUUCAUGAGUAAAAAAUACUUUUUUUUAUUAAUGGUUUAUUAUUAUAGUGUUGUUUAUUAAAAAAUAUUAUUACUACUUGUUUUUGUGAAAUGUUUUCAUUACAGAAAAUAAAUUUUAAUCAUCAAUUGUUAAAAAAAAACGUAAAUCAAAAAUAUUCAGUUUCUAAGGAAUUAAUAUUUUUUUUAUAUGCCAUAUAAGACUACCUUUAAACAAGGUAAAAUUUUAUAGAAAACCGGGGGUUAUCUCAUACGCCAGGUGCUGCAGCUGGCCGAGAUACAAGGAGUAUGGAUUAUCUAUUUUUCAGUUGGUAUGUAUUUAAAAUUUCUGCUUUAUAUAGCAACU
Hyla sarda is the source of this 3278-nucleotide messenger RNA. RefSeq lists its product as uncharacterized. Gene Ontology annotation, molecular function: sequence-specific DNA binding. Lineage: Eukaryota; Metazoa; Chordata; Amphibia; Anura; Hylidae. The transcript has 4 exons. Bases 146 to 670 code for a protein of 174 amino acids. The record is from RefSeq and is a predicted model, not a curated record.